AUGUCCAUUAAUAAUAGAGGUUUAUCGAAAGAAUUCUAAGAGAGGAUUAUUAAUGAUUUAGGCAUAGUAGAAUGCAAUGAUUUUCAUGAUGGCACAUGUUUGUAUGCCUCUUUUGUAAGACUGCUUUAAUUAAUUCCAAAAUCAUACAAAUACUAUAUACCUAUCCAUUUAAUUCCAUUUCUCAUCUUCAAAAGAAAGAGAGUGAUUUAGAGGUAGAUAUCUUUAAAUUUAUGAAGACCCUUAAAAACUAUUUCUGUGGCUUUUUAUAAUUAUGCCAAAUCAGUUUUAUUUGUCUCUCUUUAUGUUGCUAUUUGUAAAUAUGCUUUAUGCAAACUUAAAAAUAUUAGAUAAAAAGUAGAUGGUAAAUAAUAAUUAAGGAUCUUUAGGUUUGAAUCCUGCACUUGCAGCAUCUGUUGCUUGUUCAGCACUUUUCUUAGAAUCUGAAGGUAGAAGAUAAGAAAUAGCAUUAUUUAUAUUCCCAAAAUCAUUAGAAACUGCAUGGAGAUUAUUAAAAAAGAGGGGAUAUGUAUCAAAUAUUAAAGGUUGGGAAUUAUUCCUAUUCGGUCUUGCUAUGGGAAUUAUAAAUUAUUUCUAUCAUUAUGACGUAAUAUUGAUAUUUAAAUAUAUAUAGGAUGCAGCAAUUAAAUCUACAUACUUAACUAUAUUCAAUAAUUUUUGGGGAAAAGAUUGA
Messenger RNA from Paramecium pentaurelia, 691 nucleotides. Lineage: Eukaryota; Ciliophora; Oligohymenophorea; Peniculida; Parameciidae. The record is from the annotation of a GenBank genome assembly.